AUGGAGAACCAAGGCCUGAGGGAGAUGAGCCUCAGGCAGGGCCUGCUGCAGGUGUGGACUGUGGGUACUCCUCUGCUCCUACAGAAUAGCUUCGACUCCAAGGACGGGUCGGGAUCUGCGCAUGCGGGCCUCCCGCCAGCUGCGGCUGCUGCCGCCUACUACCCUUAUGAGCCAGCUCUGGGCCAGUACCCCUACGACAGGUACGGGACCAUGGACAGCGGCACGCGGCGCAAGAACGCCACGCGCGAGACCACCAGCACGCUCAAGGCCUGGCUGCAGGAGCACCGCAAGAACCCGUACCCCACCAAGGGCGAGAAGAUCAUGCUGGCCAUCAUCACCAAGAUGACCCUCACCCAGGUAUCCACCUGGUUCGCCAACGCGCGACGGCGCCUCAAGAAGGAGAACAAGAUGACGUGGCCGCCGCGGAACAAAUGCGCAGAGGAGAAGCGGCCCUAUGGGGAGGGCGAGGAGGAGGAGGCCGGGGAGGAGGAGGCGCAGGAGGAGCCCCUCAAGAGCUCCAAAGGCGAAGAGGCUGUCAGCAGAGAGGACAAGGAGCUGGAGCUCAGUGACCUGGAGGACUUCGACCCACUUGAGGCAGAGACCCCAGAGUGUGAGCUGAAGGCACCCUUCCAGCGCCUGGACAGCAGCCUGGAGCGUGGCCCUGCUGCACCUGAAGGCCCUGGCACUGGAGGCAAAGAGGCCUCCGGCCCGCUCCGGGUGCCCUUGCCCACGGAUAGUGGAGCUGCCCUGGAUGAGGACCUGGAGAGGGCCCGGAGCUGCCUCCGGAGCACAGUGGCCAGGGAGGAGCAACAGCCAGGCACAGAGGGUGACCCACAGGCCAAGCUGGGCUUUGCACCUACUGGGACGCCAGGGGGUCUGGAGUCCAAGCCUCGAAUCUGGUCACUGGCCCACACGGCCACUGCCGCAGCAGCCACUGCCCUGAGCCAGACUGAGUUUCCGUCCUGCAUGCUCAAGCGUCAAGCUUCUCUUGCCCCUGCAGCCACAUCCUCCACACCCACCUCAUCCUCCUCUGUGGUCCCGGCACCCCUAGGUGCCCUGGACAGGCACCAGGACUCCCCAGUAACCAGUCUUAGAAACUGGGUGGACGGGGUCUUCCAUGACCCCAUCCUCAGGCACAGCACUUUGAACCAGGCCUGGGCCACCGCCAAGGGUGCCCUCCUGGAUCCUGGGCCUCUGGGACGCUCUCUGGGGGCCAGUGCCAACAUGCUGACAGCGCCCCUGGCCCGCACCUUCCCCUCUGCUGCACCCCAAGAUGCCCCAGCUGCAGGUGCUGCCAGGGAGCUGCUGGCCAUGCCCAAGGCUGGGGGCAAGCCCUUCUGCGCCUGAUGCCACCUGUCCAGCAUGACAGAGAAGGAAACCAGCGCUGGCCCAGAAGACCAGACUCUUUUUUACUGAGUUUCCAAAGGAAGGCCAGAGAGUGGCCAAGCCAAGGCUGCCAACAUACUGGGAAGGAGCACUGGACUCAGUCUCCCCAGGGCCACAGAGAAGCGUGUGCUGUCACCAAGAUCCCCUGGACCCACCUGGUCAUGAGUCUACCAGAGCCAUCCCCCUGAACUACUGAACCCAGCAGGGAGAGCCUCUCACAGCAGAUGGGAGCCUCUCACAGCAGAUGGGAGCACCCUUGAAGCAUCAAGUUUACAUCCAAAGUGUGCAAGGAGAGGGCGUUUGGGCUCCUGGGCUUGUUUUGUGUAGCUGUCUCCGUGGGGUUGGGGGCAUGCCGGUCUUGGUUAUGAAUUCUCAGCCUGCUCAUCUUCUGACUUCAUCCUCAGCACAUAAUGCUCACCAACAGCACUUCCACCAAGUUUACACUGUUGCACAUUCUUGACUCGAUAAAAUUAUGUUUUUUAAAAUGUAUGUUCACACCAAUAAUUGCCUGCUUCAGAGAGAGGCUAAUAAAACCCAGUGAUGGUGUUUGCAU
This is a messenger RNA of Ictidomys tridecemlineatus (thirteen-lined ground squirrel), 1939 nucleotides long. Lineage: Eukaryota; Metazoa; Chordata; Mammalia; Rodentia; Sciuridae. The record is from RefSeq and is a predicted model, not a curated record.